AUGGAAGAAGACAAGCCCGUCAAAAUCGAAAAAUGGGAUCAGAAUGCCGUUCGUAUUGCAAUGGAUGAUGCAGCGAAAAAAGCAGUAUUAGGUAAAGGAUAUGAAGAGAACUUUCACCUGGUUGACUCAAGAUUGAUGAUAUGUACUAUUGCUAUUCUCUUUGCUUUAUUCGCCUUGCUGUGGGAUUAUCUGCAUCCGUUCCCUGCCUCAAAGACUGUGCUAAUAAUUUGUGUGGCGUCGUACUUCUUGCUGAUGGGAGUGUUAACUCUUCAUGCCAACUUUAAAGAAAAGAAUAUUUUCCUUGUCGCUCACCAGAAAGACCCAGUGGGAACGGAACCAGAUAUUGUGUGGACAGUUGCAUCUUCUAUGCUGAAGUAUGACAAGAACUACACUAUCACCAUUACUGUUACAAAUAAUAAUGAAACAAAAAGUGCAUCAAUUACCAAAUGUGUUGGAGAGGUUUUUGAUGAGAAUGGUGUGCUUCUUUAUGACAAAUAUGCUCCAAUGAUCCUAGGUCUCCAUGAUUCAAUCGAUGGCAGUAAAAAGAAGAAAUAA
This is a messenger RNA of Ciona intestinalis (vase tunicate), 555 nucleotides long. Its product is annotated as signal peptidase complex subunit 2-like. The record is from RefSeq and is a predicted model, not a curated record. Gene Ontology annotation, cellular component: signal peptidase complex; membrane. NCBI's taxonomy places the organism in Eukaryota, Metazoa, Chordata, Ascidiacea, Phlebobranchia, Cionidae. Gene Ontology annotation, biological process: protein targeting to ER.